AUACGGGGUCCAGGUCCAGCCGCGGAGGCUCGCACCGUCGCACGCUGGGCGUUGGUGAGCCCUGAAGAAAGAAAUUCCCCUUCUCUCGCUCCCCCCGUCCCGUGAUGGCAGCACCGGCGCCCGGCGCCGGCGCCGUCGAGGUUUCCAUGGACGACAAGGCCAAGGCGUUGGUGGCCGCGAAGAUCAAGGAAGGGGAGUACAAGGUGCGGAUGAUAGGAGAGUACGCGGUGCGGACGGACCGCGCGAUCGAUGCGCUGGAGAAAAAGGUGCAGGACAUCGAGGCGGUGUGAUGGAUCUCGAGCUGAUGCUCGGUGAGUACUGCGCCGACCUCUCGGACAUGCACAAGGCGCGCCACUACUACCGCGCCACCUCACUCUCGGAGGAGGAGAAGCUCUACCUCCACCAAAUCGACGACUUCGCCACCGCCACCAUCGCCGAGUACGAGGCCAGCGUCGGCCCCGUCCCGGCCUUCGACAACCACCUCAGCCUGUUCAGCAAAGACAUCCCACUGGAGUUCCCCGAACCCUUGGCUCCCCCUCCGGCUUCUUCGGCUUCGGCUUCGUCUUCGGCUUCUCACCACGAGCCUGCUGUGGACAAUGGAGGGGAUGUUGCAUGCUAAGAGAUGAUCACCUGGAGCACCCUAUCCCUUUCAUUUCUUCGGCCCCGUCAUCCAAGUCAGCUAUCAUGGUUCUAGGGGUUUGUACCUAUUUUAAGCACGUCUGCAGUUUGACUGGCGGUGAUUUUAAACUUGGAGCUGUAAGAUUGUCAGUACGGGUGUAGCUAUGAACAUAUCUGAUGUAUGCGAACGUGUUGGUUCUAAAGUGUGAUUCAUGCUUGCA
This is a messenger RNA of Aegilops tauschii subsp. strangulata, 839 nucleotides long. RefSeq lists its product as uncharacterized. Lineage: Eukaryota; Viridiplantae; Streptophyta; Magnoliopsida; Poales; Poaceae. The record is from RefSeq and is a predicted model, not a curated record.